AUGCCUUCGCGCCGCGACAUCUACAUCCCUCCCCCUCCAGCCUCAACUCAUCGAAUCAACCGCGAUCACCGCAUCAAGCGAGUUCCACUCCAAGAUCUUGCCUUCAAGAAGUCCAGUGGCGCUCUUCUGCAGCAGCGCAAGCGAGUCUUCCGAACCGUUCCUUCUCCAGACAAGGAGAACGUGGAAGCCUGCUACCGAGCCAUUGAUCAUCUCAGUGUCACCUUUGAGGAGUGGUAUCAAGAGCGCAUGCGACUUCUCCGCGAAUCACGAGAACUGCGAACAAGUAUUAACAACAUUCUCCUAGCUGCCCAGCAGCCUACAGACCGAUCUCGUCUCAGCAUGCCUCCCCGCGAUUCCGACGCCUCUAGCUCCGACGCCGAGCCUGAUGAGAGUAUUCUCUUCAACCGCGCUCGCCCAAUGGCUGCUCCCGCUGGCCCUUCUUCUGAUGCCACAAUGGCUAACAACGACGACCAAGCUGCUGAGGACGAUGUUGAUCAGCGCACUCUUUCUCACUCCCCUGAAGAGUAUGAGGAUGAGAACUCAAUCGACGAAGAAGAAGAAGAUGUCGAUGAAGACGAGGAUGACGAAGAAGCCGCUGAGCACGACCAGGCUCAUGAAGCUGCUACCCUUUUCGACCCCGCUACUGCUGGACUAAAGGAGAUUUCCAACCUUGCCCGUUUCACUGUUAGCAGCCACAAGCCUGGCAGUGGUGUUGAGGAGCUCAAGAGCGAUGACCUCAAGCUCUUCUGGCAAUCCGAUGGCCCUCAGCCUCACAAGCUCACCAUGUACUUCACCAAGCGUGUUGGUAUUCGUGACAUUCGCUUCUACGUUGACUACAACGAGGACGAGUCCUACACCCCUACCAAGGUCGUCUUCAAGGCCGGCACCAGUGAGAACAAUCUCAUCGAGUUUGCUACCAUGGCUCUCGAGAAUCCCUCCGGCUGGCAGCAGGUUCCCAUCGCUGGCGCCGGCGGUGGCCCUGACGGCAACACCCUCGUCGCUUGGGUAGUUCAGAUGCAGAUCCUCGAGAACCACCAAAACGGCAAGGAUACCCAUCUUCGCGGUAUCAAGAUUUAUUCUUUCGACAAUGACUCCGCUCUUGGCCCUGGUCGCGAUGGUAACCCUGUCGAAGAUGUCCUCGACCUCAUGGACACGGCCACUAGCCAUAUCAACCCCAGCUCUACUCGUUUGCGCCUCAGCAACUUUGGAGCUUCCAAUUUUGAGUCUGCGGAGGGAGGUCUCGCCAUCCCUGAGUUCAUGCGAGAGCCUGAGAUCCGCUAA
Fusarium proliferatum ET1 is the source of this 1281-nucleotide messenger RNA. RefSeq lists its product as uncharacterized. The record is from RefSeq and is a predicted model, not a curated record. The transcript has 2 exons. NCBI's taxonomy places the organism in Eukaryota, Fungi, Ascomycota, Sordariomycetes, Hypocreales, Nectriaceae. Gene Ontology annotation, biological process: anaphase-promoting complex-dependent catabolic process; protein K11-linked ubiquitination. Gene Ontology annotation, cellular component: anaphase-promoting complex. The coding region runs from base 1 to 1281 and encodes 426 amino acids.